Phytomonas sp. Hart1 is the source of this 613-nucleotide messenger RNA. NCBI's taxonomy places the organism in Eukaryota, Euglenozoa, Kinetoplastea, Trypanosomatida, Trypanosomatidae. The record is from the annotation of a GenBank genome assembly.
GAUUCCGUUAAUAGAAAAUGAAAAGGGAAAAGGAAAAACAAAAAGAUGGAGUUGUCUUUGAACUCACACGAAAGCAUGGAUUUAAGGAGUCUCGAACCGAACGCAAAAUGCGAUUAAAACAUGAAAAAGAAGAAAAAUGGGGUAAUAAACUCCAAAAAGAAGAUUUGUCUAAAUUGGCAAAGGAAUUAGAUUCUUUGGUGCGAGCUAAAUUUCUCUCUCCACAGCAGAAAGAAAGAAAAAGAUUGGUAGAAAAGAUGAUUAAUUCUCUAGAAAAAAAGAAUGAAGAUGAAAAGGAACCUUUGCAAAGUCCUGUAUUAAGUUCGUCGCAGAGUUCUGUUUUUGAAGAAGAUCUAAUAUUUAAAGCCGACGACAAUGAAAAGGAGACACAUGACGCUCUCAGCUUUCUUCCCAGAUGCUUUAAAAGUAGACGCAAAAAUGUUGAUGAAAUUCCCGAGUUAUCAAAAUCUCAACAAGCUGAAAAACAGUUACUGGAAGCUGUUGCUGCUGAUGAUGAUGACCAGGAGGCGUUUCUCGCCUCACUUAUAUAAAAAGAAAUUUUAAUAAUGGCAUAUUUUGUUUUCCUUUCAAAUUAAUAUACUUUAUUAUUGUUUUA